AUGAAAAACUGCACAAAAAGUACGGUGAAUGAAUUCAGUCUUAUAGGGUUUUAUACCACUGCAACUGGACACAUUGUACUGUACAUUGGAGUACUGCUUAUGUAUUUGAUGACGGUCAUUGGGAAUGUCUUCAUCAUCACACUUGUAUGUUCAGUGACCCAGCUGCACACUCCUAUGUAUUUCUUCCUAUGUAACCUCUCCACUGCAGAUAUCACCUACGUGUCCAUUACUCUCCCAAAGUUACUGUCCAUCAUUGUAACCAAUGAUCACAUGAUCUCCUUCCAGGGCUGCAUUACUCAGCUGUAUUUCUUUUUAGUGUGUGCACAGGCGGAAAUAUUCAUCCUGACCUGCAUGGCUUACGACCGCUACGUGGCAAUCUGUAAGCCCUUGCUAUAUUCCAUGAUCAUGAAAAAAACGAUAAUACUGACCAUGUCUGCUGCAUCCUGGCUCAUUGCCGUCUUUAACUCUUUGUUGCAUACUUUGAUUGCCUCUUCUCUAUCUUUCUGCAAUUCCAAUGAAAUUGACCAUUUUUUCUGUGAACUGAAGACGGUAAGCAUGCUCUCCGCUAGUGACUCCAUAUACCGAGAUAUUUUGACCACUGUUGAAAGCGUUUUCAUCGGAUGCCUACCUUUUUUGCUCAUAGUAGUAUCGUAUGUCUACAUCAUUGCCAACAUAUUAAAUAUCAAAUCCUCCAAGGGUCGUCGUAAGGCUUUCUUUAGCUGCACCUCCCACCUUAUUACAGUCCUUUUAUUCUAUGGACCAAUUAUCUUCUUGUACAUGAAACCAGAAAUGGACAAUUCUAGAGAAAAUGACAAACUGCUUUCAAUUAUCUAUGUGGCUAUAGUUCCCAUGUUAAACCCCUUGGUGUAUAGUCUGAGGAAUAAAGAAGUUUGGGAAGCAACAGUGAAAGUCACACUCUACUUAAAGAACAUUUAA
This is a messenger RNA of Bufo gargarizans (Asiatic toad), 936 nucleotides long. RefSeq names its product olfactory receptor 1G1-like. The record is from RefSeq and is a predicted model, not a curated record. Gene Ontology annotation, cellular component: membrane. Bases 1 to 936 code for a protein of 311 amino acids. Gene Ontology annotation, molecular function: olfactory receptor activity; G protein-coupled receptor activity. NCBI's taxonomy places the organism in Eukaryota, Metazoa, Chordata, Amphibia, Anura, Bufonidae. The transcript has a single exon. Gene Ontology annotation, biological process: G protein-coupled receptor signaling pathway.